ACUCCUCCCAGUCUGUCUCACACUGAUACUGACCCACUGCACACUCCUCCCAGUCUGUUUCACUGUAACAUUGAUUUGAUGCACACUUAUUCGGUUGUGCAACUUUAGCAAAGGUAUCAAAGGUGAUGAAGGAUAGAUGGGAAUGUGAAAUUCUGAACACAACCAGAUCAGCCACAAACAUAUUGAAUGGCAGAGCAGACCCAAAAUGUUGAGUCGUCUGCUUCUGCUCCUACAUUGUAUGUUCAUAUGUAGCUCAUCCCUGAAAUUCAUCACUGCUUCUCAGCCUACUCCAGUUUGCCUCUUGUUUUUCAUUCAUCAACUAACCUUCUACGUGUGUUGCUACAUUUCCUCCCAAAGUGUAACAAAAUCAAGAGCGUUCUCCAGGUCAAUCAACAAAGGCAACCAGUCACUUGCAGCCUGCAGUGGAAAAUCUUCAUGGUGCGACCCAAAUUUUUAAAUGAACAGCACGGACAAAGGCUUCUUUGUCGCCACUCCAUGUACAAAAGAGAGAUCUGUGACCUGUCAACCAUGCGGGGAAGGUGAAUACCUGGACCACAGUAAUUCUCAAACAGAAUGUUUAAAACAGAUCGAGUGUGAUAAAAUGAAAGGAUUUGAAAUUCUGCAUAAAGGAGAUUCAGUGACUGCCACACAGUGUAUAUGUAAAGCCAAUUUUCACUGCUCCCAGGAUUGCGAAUACUGCCUCAGAGAUAGUCCGUGCUUCCCUGGUUUUGAAGUGGAGAAGAAAGCAAACCGGAUGUCUGAUACUAAAUGCAGGCCAUGUCCUCCAAUGUACUUUUCAACUGAGACCUCAUUUACCCUGCAGUGUGAAUUGAGGACCAAUUGCACAGCCCUUGGGAUGGAGGAAAAGGUUCCUGGUAAUGCAACUUCUGAUGCAUUAUGCAUUAGUGUUUCAACGCCAUCCAGUUCAGAUUGUGCUCAACAGAGAUUUGCUGAUGCCUGGUGCAGCACUAGAGGGAAACAGAGAAAUGAAAGACACCCACCUGCUGAUCAAGCAAUUGAUAGGUUGCCAAUUGAUAAUCAUCACUGGGAUCCAGAGAGUGAGCUGUUCAUAUCACCCAAGACUCCAAUGAAGGCAACUGAUGAUGUCAGUGGCUCCAUAUUGUCUGCAUUUUCAGAGCAUCCAGUUUCUAACAUUGUUUUGAAUUCUUGCUAUGGAGUUGCGUCCAUGUGCAAUGCCACACAUUCUUCAAGAAUCCCAAGGGAGAAUCCCAAUGGUAAGUGCUACAUUGGAAACCAAGGGGAAGGCUGCAGUGCCACACAUUUGGAAGAUCCAAGCACUGGAAAAUCUGUUAAUCCCUUAUUGCCCUCUGGACAUACAGUGGAAGAACCAACUCAUGGAAUUCUACUCACACAAGAAAGCAAACACGGUGUCAACACAGUCCCCUGCAGAGACUGCCUGGCAGAAUCAUCUGGUAGCCCUUGGACCUUGGGUAGUUCAUCUCCAUUGCCUUCCGGAGAGUCAAACAAGGGUCAUACUGCAAAGUGUGAUUGUCACACAAGUCAUCCAAGUAACUUUUGCAGAUAUAGUCAGAGGUCGGACAAUAUCGACGGACAUAGUUCUAACAACACAGAAUCUGACCACCCAAAUCCAGGCAAUGAAAACAGUCACAAAUCGGGAAAUUCAACGCCAUCUGGAUUUUCUUGCAGAGGUAAUACUACGUACAAUACAAGCGGUCAGUCUGUGCUGAGUGUUGGUGGUUCAGUUGUCUUCAACGUAAUUGUCAAAGUGAAUCACACGGCAGAAGAGGACAGCAGAGGAGAAAUGAAUGACAUAGCUGAUUUUCCCGCAAGGCAAGAAAUCUACAAGGAUAAUGGCAUAUUCCCCACAAGAGAGGCAAAGCCAAGCAGCAGUUGUGAGUUUGAGGCAAAUGCAGGUUUCCCUGUACAGGAAGAAAACUUUGAAGAAAGUGUGUGUGUCCCUAUCCAAGAGGAACAGAACAGCAGUCGUGGCCAAGAGGUGCACAUUCCAGUCCAAGAACAAAACAGCAGGGAAAACGUGGAAGGAAGUCUGGACUUGGCCAGUAGAACAGUCAGACAGGAAAAUUGGGCAUAUCCCAAAGAAAGUGCAUACAUUCCUGUGCAGUAAGAUGGAAAAUCUGAACAUUUAGUCUACAAGGAAUAGAACUGGUGAUGCAAACACAUAGGGUCAAUUUGGUUUUUUUGCAGUUCUGGACUCUGUGUCCUUUGCAAUUUGUGUUAGAAAUAUCUGAAGAUUGUACACUAACAUUCUGAGAGAGGUGCUGCUUAUCUAUUUCUUCUAGAGACAGGUUAUUGAAUUGUUAUGUUUUUGUAUGUUCACCAAGAUGUUUUGUUUUUUCCCUUUACAGCCUAUUGGAAUUAUUUCUCAGUCUCAGAGAAUUCUAAAAAAAAUUUAUGGGACGUGGGCAUCUCUGGCUAGGUCAGCAUUUAUUGUCCAUCCUCAACCAUCCUUGAGAAGCUGGUGAUCGCAGUCCAUAGGGUGCAGGGGCACUCUACAAUGCCUUUAAGGAGGGAGCUCUAGGAUUUUGACCCAGCAACAGUGAAGGAACAGCAAUGUAGUUCCAAGUCAGGGUGGAGUGCUGUAUUUGUGGCAAUGUCAGUUGCAGAGAGAUUUGUUUACAAUACUGUAGAAUAGUAGAACAUUAAAAGGUGGAAAUCUGCACUUCGAUAAAUCAUGUAUUUCUGACAUGUCUUUAACAUUGUAAAAUGUCCCAAAGUGCUUCAUAGGGUCAUUAUUAAACAAAAGGUCAUAUUGAGACAGGUGGCCAAAGGUAUGUUUUAAGAGCAUCUUUGAGAGAAAACUGGAGCUGAGAGGCUCCUAGGUUUAGGCGGGGAGCGGGGUGUGGGGGGUGGUGGGGUGGUGUGAUUCUAUAGCCAGUGGGGGCGCUGGGAGCCUAGGAGGUAUCAGAGGUAGAUUCUUCACUCAGAGAGUGGUGGGUAUGUGGAAUGCGCUGCCGGCAGUGGUAGUGGAGUCAGAUACUUUAGAGACUUUUAAACAACUCUUGGAUAGGCACAUGGAGGAUAGUAAAAUGUCGGGUAUGCAGGGUAGAUUGAUCUUAGUAGGCCUGUACUGUGCUGUACUGUUCUAUGUUCCAUGAAACUGAAGGCAUGGCUGCCAAAGGUGAAGCAAUUACAUUUAGGGAUGCUCAAUUUUUAUUGACAAUUCUCUCUACAGCAAAUUUUCACAACCAUAAUAAGAAAGCAACUCAAAUUAAAACACUAACACAUGCAUUUUCAAACAAUAAGUCAAUCACCAAAUAUUUACAUAGGUGGAAAGGAAAUUCUGUCAUUGUGCAUAGUUGGGGGCGGAGUUAACAGUUUGGGAAUCUUUCACCACUAUUGGAAUGAAGAGACGGGAAUGUACAGGGUGGAUGAGGUGAUUAUUAUAAAAAUUGUGGGUCCACCUAUUGGUAAAAGUUAUACAGGCCAUGCCUUUAUUAACAUAUUCCAAGAGAAAUAAACUAAUGAAGUAAAAUUCCACUUAUGCAGAGCAUUUGAGAUGGGCAAUAAAGUUGCACAUAACUCAAAAGAUUUGAUUGUGUACUACUAUAACAUAAUUGGAACAAAGGGAUAAAUGUUCAUUCUCCAGGGAUUUGCAUCUUUUUAUUUUAUAUUGAUGUAAAUUUUGUUCGAUCAGCUUUGAGUGUAAUUUGCAAAGAUACCAUGCUUAAACAGAUAUGUUACAAAGUAUAACCUUGGGUCUUGACUUCCCAAUGUUCAUUUUGUUGAACUUGGUAAUUGACUAGAAAGACCACAUGUGAAAAAGUACUUGUUUGACACUUGGUUUCAUUUAAAGCUGGUAACUUACAGGAAGCCAAAGCAAUGGCAAUCUUCUCUAUCAGUGAAUAAAAACCAAAAGAACUGCGGAUGCUGUAAAUCAGGAGGGAAAAAACAGAUGUUGCUGGAAAAGCUCAGCAGAUCUGGCAGCAUCUUGAAGAAAAAUCAGAAUUAACAUUUUGGGUCCAGUGACCCUUCCUCAAAACUGAUGGUAGCUGGGAAAACGUGGGUUUAUAUGCAGAAAAUAGGGAGGGGGAUGGGAUAGGGAGUAAAGAAUAGGAUACAGCCCAAAGAGAGAGAAGAACAGACAAAGGAGUUGAUAAUGAUCUGGAAAGGAGAGUGAGUGGUUGUUAAUGGACACUGUUAGUGAUUAACAAUAGGUAGUGUGUUAUCAACUCCUUUGUCUAUCCAACUGUUCUCUCUCAUCGGGCUCUAUCCUAUCGUUUACUCCCUACCCCAUCCCUCUCCUUAUUUUCUGCAUAUAAACCAACAAUUUCCCAGCUACCAUCAGUUCUGAGGAAGGGUCACCGGACCCGAAACAUUAACUCUGAUUUUUGUUCACAGAUGCUGCCAGAUCUGCUGAGCUUUUUCCAGCAACUUCUGUUUUUUUCUCUAUAUUGAGCAAUAUUGAUUGGGUUUAGAGAAUUCUUGUUUGAGUUGAGAAAUGAAAUCCCAAGUUCUACACUGCAAGUGAUCGCAGAGAUUGAAAAGAAGAUGGAAAAUGAUGAAGCGAUGUACUGUGUUUAAAAACCUGAUGAGAGGGUUGACUUGUUCACUGAAAGCAGUAACAGGUGUUAAUAAAGCCAUUUCUAAAAAAAAAA
Messenger RNA from Rhincodon typus (whale shark), 4598 nucleotides. RefSeq lists its product as uncharacterized. Gene Ontology annotation, biological process: multinuclear osteoclast differentiation; response to interleukin-1; lymph node development. The record is from RefSeq and is a predicted model, not a curated record. NCBI's taxonomy places the organism in Eukaryota, Metazoa, Chordata, Chondrichthyes, Orectolobiformes, Rhincodontidae. The transcript has 8 exons. Gene Ontology annotation, molecular function: tumor necrosis factor receptor activity; cytokine binding. The coding region runs from base 458 to 2107 and encodes 549 amino acids. Gene Ontology annotation, cellular component: external side of plasma membrane.